Protopolystoma xenopodis is the source of this 528-nucleotide messenger RNA. The record is from the annotation of a GenBank genome assembly. Lineage: Eukaryota; Metazoa; Platyhelminthes; Monogenea; Polystomatidea; Polystomatidae.
AUGUUCAUAACAUGGCUGACGCAAGCUAGGGGUCUUGCCGACAGCUCAAGUCCACGGGGCUACCACUCUCGUACCUUUGCCAUCGACUUCGAUGUUGACUGUCGCCUCAACGUCCUCAAACUGGGCACGGAGCCAUUCAACCGCGAUCCUCAACUCUGCCAGUCGCCAGCCUGUCCGGCCACCCACUCGACGGUCUCCUCGUCGAAGGAGACCCUCGUUCUGGAUGUCUGGCCUACCGGGUCGGUGGGCUCUCAGAUUUACACACACUCCUCGUGCAGCAGAGAUUUGGACUGCGGCUUCGUGGAUGCACUCGACGCUGGCCGAAGGCUCGCGCUGGACCCAAUGCUGCAGAGCCCAAGAGAGGGACAAAAAGCGCGGGAAAACAACGAGGAACGGAAGAGAGAGGCGGACGAAGAGGAGCAGGAUGAAGUGAAUGGCGAAGCAGGAGAAAUGAAGGAAGAGAAGGAAGUCGAUGAGGAGGAGGAGGAGGAAGAAGAGGAGGAGGAGGAGGAGGAGGAGGAGGAGGAG